AUGGCCCAAGAAUAUGUGUCCCUAUAUCGCCAGACUUUAGCAGAACGUCAACAGCGAUAUGAUGCUGCAAUAGCCUCUGGGCAGUACACGCCUUUUCUUUACCCCUGGGACACCCUACCAGCCCUGUAUCUCCUGUUUGGAAUAGCGGUGGCACCACGAUUUCGUCCGGGGUUGGCCAAGGCUGUCCGAUAUGGCUGCUUCCUCCUGGUGGUCUUGCACUUCGCAUAUAUCGGGUCUCAGCAUCGCACACUCUCGUUUGCUUCUGGCUAUAUGAUGGGAAUUUCUGGCGCUUGGGCUGUCAUCAUGUCCGCGGCUCUUCUUGUCUUCAACGACGUUGCAAAGGAUUUCACGAGAAUAGAGACGAGGCCUAUCGAACCCGCAGGCGAUGCAAGCCACCCUAACGGGGUCGUGGCCGUCUCAGGCUCGGACUUUGCUUCCCCGAUUGACCUGACCAAGCGAAAGGUUCCGGCCGUAUUUACUUCAAAGGACAAGAAGCAGCUCGGCUCUCAAGGAGGUGAGCAGCCUGCUACACGACCAUACAAACUGGUAUGGCAAGGCUAUCCUUACGACUCAGAUUGGCUACAUAUCAUUGACUGGGCGGCGGACUUGAUCACCAACUUCCGGGGCGUGAAUUGGAAGCAUCGGAUCCAAACAGCGGGAGAAGUCGAUGCUCCCAUAUCUCCAAAUCAUGGAAAUCAAAUUUCCAGUGCCAGAGAGGAAGCCGUAAGCGGGCCUCCUGCCGUACCUGAACAAACCCUACGAUCGCUCCAAUAUCGAACGCUGCAAAAUUUCAUUACCACCUACCUGGUCUUAGACUUGUUAAAAACGACCAUGAUGACUGAUCCUUAUUUCCUGGGAUUGGAACCAUUGGACUCGCCUACACAAUGGCCAUGGCUAUUCCGGCUGAACCAGCACGUUCCUGUUGCCACAUCACUUGCCCGACUAUUGACGUCAAUGGUCGCGGUUAUCACAGCGUUGACCUUUGUCUUCGGCCUCAGCCCGCUGUUCUUUGCCGUUAUUCUGCCGUGUUUCAUGGAUGUAUCAUCCAUCACAAAGUCACCGCUGCUUGAGCCUUGGAUGUAUCCACCUCAAUGGUAUCCCCUCGGAAGAACCGUAUUACAAUCUGGUCUGGCAGGCUUCUGGGGCAAGUUUUGGCAUCAGAUGUUUCGGUUCGGCAUCUCAGAACCCUCAAGAGUCAUAAUCGAGGGGCUUGACCUCAACCAGCGAGGCAAUGCUGCGCGAGCGACCCAGGUUCUGAUAGGAUUUUUGCUUUCCGGGUUGAUUCAUGCAGCGGGAAGUUAUACCUCGUUUUCGCUCAAACCUUCGCAUCCAAUUUCUGGGCCUCUUGUUUUCUUUUUCUCCCAAGGCGUUGGUGUUUUGCUGCAGCAGUUUCUGGCCAAGAUCCUGCGCAUAUGUAUUCCUCAGACAAAAUCUCUGCCGCCGCUCGCCCGACAGCUGGCGAAGCUUGUCUUUGUUGUGCUCUAUCUUUACUUCACUGGCCCCCUUCUUGCUGACGACUUUGCACGUUGCGGCGUCUGGUUAUUCGAACCAUUUCCCAUCAGCCCUCUCCGAGGACUAGGAUUUGGGCCUGGAGGGAAGGAUGAAGGGUGGUUUGCAUGGUAUCAGGAGGGAUCGAAAUGGGUCGGAUGGUGGCAGGGUGACCACUGGUGGCAGAGUGGGUUAGCGAUAUAUUAG
This is a messenger RNA of Capronia coronata CBS 617.96, 1695 nucleotides long. RefSeq lists its product as uncharacterized. The transcript has a single exon. Gene Ontology annotation, biological process: lipid metabolic process. Bases 1 to 1695 code for a protein of 564 amino acids. Lineage: Eukaryota; Fungi; Ascomycota; Eurotiomycetes; Chaetothyriales; Herpotrichiellaceae. The record is from RefSeq and is a predicted model, not a curated record.